CAAAAUCACGUUAGACUAAAUAAAGCCACAUCAAGCGAUGGCUCUGUACCUGCUGUUGGUACUUUUCUCGACAAUUUCGCAGGAUUUCACUUUAGCGUUUCCAGGAGAUGUAAGCUAUAAUUGUGGAGAUGGGGAAGAGUAUCUUAUGUGUGGAUCGCCAUGUGAACCAAAAUGUAGCACACGCUAUUCACAAACUGACACUUGUUCAGAGCCUUGUCGACCUGGCUGCUAUUGCAGAGAUGGAUUAGUACGAUCUUCAGAUGGCUACUGUAUCUUGCCACAACAUUGCACAAGACCUCUGUGCAAUGAAAAUGAAGUUUACAGUGACUGUGGAUCAUCAUGUCCCACCAAUUGUACUAACUAUCAAGAAGUUUUCUGUACACAACGUUGCAGAAGAGGAUGUUCUUGCAAACCAGGCUUUGUUAGAGGACCAGAUGGGCGCUGCAUAGAUCCUUACGAUUGCCCUUUAACCUCUUGUGGACCAAACGAGGAAAUUGUAGACUGUGUAAAUCCAUGCAAUGAUUGCAAAUUACGAGGGCGAUGCUACUUCCAAGAUUGUAAAAAAGGUUGCGACUGCAUAGCAGGAUACCAUAGAAAUGAUCUAGGACAAUGCAUUCCUCUUGGGCUUUGCAAUAAAAUAGCAAAAUCAUGCCCAAUUAAUGAACAUUACGUGCAAUGUGUAAAUACUUGCAAUGAUUGUUGGAGUUAUGGUGAAUGUUCCCAAACAUACUGCAAUCCUGGAUGUGAUUGUAAACCAGGCUACUUCAGAAAUCAAUAUAAUGACUGCGUUCCUGAGUAUCAGUGCCCAAUAAGUGCUGUCAACUGCAGGGAAAACGAAGAGUACACUCAAUGUGUUAAUCCUUGUAAUGACUGCGAGAACAAAGGGAAAUGUCAAUACUCUUGUGAAGCAGGAUGCGACUGUAAAAAGGGUUUCUACCGAGAUGAGUAUGACAUUUGUAAACAGCAUGAGGAAUAUUUACUAUGUGGAAGUGCUUGCCCUCAGACUUGCGAAAAUUAUCGUCAACGGAUAAUUUGUACACAGCAGUGCCUUAGAGGAUGUUUUUGCAAAGCUGGGUAUGUUAGAGCCUUAAAUGGAACUUGUGUGUUGCCAAGAGACUGCCCUAACCUGUCCAGAGGUGCCCUCUUCAUGAAGUAUAUUACAUAUGCAAACCACAAUGUCGAAAUACGUGUGAAACGUUUUAACUCUACAAGUGGUGCAUGUCCAAAUGUGUGUGUCAGUGGAUGCUUUUGCCAGAAUGGAUAUGUAAAGAGAAAAGAUGGACUAUGUGUUCGACCAAAUGAGUGCCCAUUAAGAAACACAUCAAUCUGCCCUCUCAGAGAAGUGCCAUACGAGUGCAUCCCAACAUGUCGCACAUCUUGUGAUACCUUAAGUGAAACUGAUGCUGUUUGCACACGAGAAUGUCGUGCUGGUUGCUUUUGCUCAUACAAUGAAGUUAGAAAUGCUAGUGGAAGCUGCAUUCCAAUUCGUGACUGUCCUCCAAGAUUAUCUUCAAACAGCAGUAAUGCGUCUAUUCAGUUUCGCCGUAAGAACACUGAUGGUGAAGACAAUGAAACUACAUCUCAUCCCAGCACAACUCUCAACACUGAAAAGCAGUCAACAGGGAUCCCAUUCAGUUCAAAAGCACCUAAUCCCACUUCCAUAGCAGGAAUUAGCUCAGCGGAUUCACUAGUUACAACAAAUCAAGUGCUACUAUCAACAGAGCAGGGAUCGACAAAACCUUUAACAACAGUUGCACCAGAAAGCAUUCUCACUACUGGAAAAAAAGAGGAAACAUUGUCAACGAAACUUGCUGGAGGAAGUUCUAUUCCUGCACUAUUAACUACACUUUUGACAACAAAAACAGAUACCAGUACAGAACCAAUAGGGACAACAAAGGAAGAAUCUAAUAGUAGUAUUAAUACAAAAAAAGAUGACACAGUUUUAUCUUCUACAGAAAAAACUCCAUGUCAUGACUUAACAACAAAAAGUUUAAGCACUGUGGCAGGAAUAACAAUGGAAAAUGUCACAACUGGUACUGAAGGAAAAACUACACCACCUGUCAGUGAUCCUCUCCCAACUGGAACAACAGAGAACUUAACUACAAUUUAAUUUAAAAUUUUAAGAAUAUUAAAAUGAAAAUUAAGAAAAAGCAAAUUGGUUUCGUUAUUUUGGCAUAAAUAUGAAUUGAGUUAAAAAAAUAAAGACAAACAAUGAAAUAAAGAGACAUUUUGC
Messenger RNA from Uloborus diversus, 2233 nucleotides. RefSeq names its product SCO-spondin-like. The coding region runs from base 38 to 2110 and encodes 690 amino acids. The transcript has 10 exons. The record is from RefSeq and is a predicted model, not a curated record. Lineage: Eukaryota; Metazoa; Arthropoda; Arachnida; Araneae; Uloboridae.